Diachasma alloeum is the source of this 2099-nucleotide messenger RNA. RefSeq lists its product as uncharacterized. The record is from RefSeq and is a predicted model, not a curated record. The coding region runs from base 208 to 2031 and encodes 607 amino acids. The transcript has 8 exons. NCBI's taxonomy places the organism in Eukaryota, Metazoa, Arthropoda, Insecta, Hymenoptera, Braconidae.
AUAACCGGGGCGGUUUUUCCUUUUGCAGUCUUCUGUCAAGCGAUUCAACGAAGAAAACCCAGUAAUCAGCACCAAUUCCCCACCCCCAAUCCCAGUGACAACAAACCCCAAGUGAAACAACAUAAGUAAUUAGCUCAUCAAAUGAAUUCAAGUGAUAAACGCUCACAGAUGUGGCCCAGUGCUAGAUGACUGUAUUUUUGAGAUAAAAUGAGUAUCACAGGUGCUGAUUUGUCGUCAAAAAUCCGACAACUAUUGCCCAACAACUCAUACAAAUUGACUCCGAAAUUACUGAACGACACGUGUGAGAACACCUCGGUGCAGCCUUUCCUGAGAUGGUUCUGUGAGCACGUGGGCCAGGAGAAUAUUCUACUGAAGGAGGAGGUGCAACUGAGAAAACGUCUGCUGGAGACAGGGGCAUGGCUGUCAGGUGACGAAUUGGAGGCCGAGUUGCUCGGUGCAACUGGAGACACUCCGGAGCUGUUGAGGUUGGCGCAGAUUGAGAGGAUAAGCGAUGGAGAUGUUGGGAGGGAGUAUGACGUGGAGAAGGAGGCGUACGACGCUGAUGUCAGGGAUGUUGAAGGGCUGGAGAUGAGUUUAAAGACACUCAAGGACUUGGAGGCCCAGUUGGACGAAAAAAUUGAAGCCGAAGAGUCUCAACUCCACAAAAUACAGAUUCAGGAGAAUAAAAUCUACGAAGAUUGUGCGAGUCUCGUUGACGAGUUUGAUUCGGCCUGUCGUGAGGCUUACGAGGACGUCCAGAACCUCGUGGGAGUCUACGCCAAUGCCGCUGAGAAGAAAGGACCUCCCAUUGUGUGGACCCAAGUGCCUCUCGAUCUCUUCAUCAAACACACGGACACGUACAACAAUUAUUUGAGAUUUCAAGUCAACAGAGAGUUGAAAAAAAUGCAGAACGAUGUGUUAUCCACCAGCACCCACGAUCAUCUUUGCGAUGAGGACUCCACCGAGCAGAUGCAGAAUGAAAGGGCGUAUGAACUGAUAACUUGCCAGAAUAUUUUAAUAACAUCAACUCUAGAAGAAAUUGAAGCUAGAAAAAAAUUAUGUGGCGCUGAGGCGGUGGCAGCUCAUGCCCUGGAGAUAUACAAUAAUGGAGAAAUCAAAUCCCCGGAGUCUGUUGCUCAAAUGAAAGUUGAAAUGGCAGAAUUAAUAUCCAGACGAGACAUCCUCGAGGAAACGAAUCUACUAAUGGACACUAGACUGCAAGAGGCUGCAAACUACUACGGAAAAUUCGUAAUAACUAGAAUUCUUCUUGAGAAUGGUCAGGCACGUUUGGAGCGCAGAAAAAAACGACUCUCGAAGAUCGAGAGACUUUUGCACUUUGCUCGUGACAUGGGUCAUGCACACUCAGAUUUACUGUCGAUACUCAUGCAAGUGCAAUUGCGAAAACUCAAUGAAAUUGUUGAAUUCGUUAACGACGCGAGGUAUCAUCUUGCUGCUGAGUAUUCACACGCUUCCAAGAGAUGUGAGUUUAUGCAAAAGGAGCAGGAGAAAUACAAUUCGAUAAUGACGGCACCGUCGUACAAACAGAAUAUUUUCAACGAGUUAUUUUCAUCGCUGGUUCUUGGAAAGGAAAAACAGACGGAUGCAUUGGAUUUAUCGACAAAACAGUACGAUGAAUUAUUGAUGGAGAACAGGAGAAUGAAGGAGGAAAUUCUGGGCUCUAAUUUGGACACGAGAAUCGACAUACUGGGGCCUCUCGAGAAAGACGUGAUGACUCUUUACGAUCACGAGACGUCUGAGGGACUGACGAAGAGUUUUAAACUGAUGCCUUACAAAAUAUCCACUCAACUGGAGGAAGUGACGAGCAACGUCGAAGCAGCUCAAACCGCUGUUAAUGAAGCUAGGAAAAAGUUCAAGGAUAUUGUGACUAAGACUGCAAGUGGCUCCCUAGAGCGUGAGAAAUCAAUCCUCUGGCAGAGAUUUUUAUCCGACCCCGAGACCCUGAAAGCUAGGUACGACGAGGCCCAGCGAAUUGUCGAUCGUUCCCACUUCGUCAACUCCCUGGACUCGUGAGGAACAAUUUUUGUACUUUUAUAAUCCCAAGUGUUCUCAAAUUAUUAUGGAUAAUUAACUGAUUAAUA